Molecule: messenger RNA, 6487 nt
Organism: Danio rerio (zebrafish)
Lineage: Eukaryota; Metazoa; Chordata; Actinopteri; Cypriniformes; Danionidae
Source: RefSeq, a predicted model, not a curated record
UAGGCGUGACAUCAGAGCGCGCAGCAUCACUGAAUGCAGGGCAUCAUCCCCACAGAGAAAGACAGCAGCGCCUCCACGCCCAGUAAACACCACCAAUGCUGCUGAACAUGAGGGAUCCCAUCGAGUGAUGAUGUCAUUCCCAACGGCCUCCUAUGACCAGCUGGUGCGGCAGGUGGAGGAUCUCCGUAAGGAGAACUCUCACCUGCGGCGAGAGCUUCAGGACAACUCACACCACCUGUCUAAGCUGGAGAAUGAAACAUCUGACAUGAAGGAGGUUCUGAGGCAGUUGCAGAGUAAACUGGAGCAGGAGGCCGGAACGCUUGCCUCUUCAGGCAGAACUGAUGUGCUGGACCAGCUCAAAGAGUUGCAUAUGGACCUGACCAACUACUACGAGCUAAAGUACCAGCCUCACAACUUACGUGUGUUUCCGGAGCUGAUGGCUGGCCAGGUAGGGGAAGGUGAGGAGAGACUGAGCAUCAGCAGAUCCAGGAGCCCCGUGUGUCAAUCGUCCCGCCAGUCCUCAUCUGCAUCUGGAGAAGGAACAGCCGUGCACCCAGGCCUCCCUCAUCAGGUGGCUGGAGAAGGACGUAUCACUGCCCAACACUUAGAGGAUCUCUGUAAAGAGAGGACUAUGUUGCUGAGUGAAAUAGAGAAAGAGGAGAAAGAGCGACGGUGGUAUUACUCACAGCUGCAGGGAUUGUCUCAGAGACUGGCUGAACUGCCACGGCUUGAUACGUUCUCUAUGCAGGUGGAUUUUAUCAGACAGCAGCUGGAGUUUGAAGCUCAGCAGCUGCGUUCUGUGAUGGAGGAACGUUUCGGCACCAGUGAUGAGAUGGUCCAGAGAACACAAAUCCGUGUUGCUCGGUUGGAACAGCUAGAGAAAGAGCUUCAUGAUGCCCAGAGCUCACGUGGUCCUCAAGAGAAGAGCGCUCUACCUGAAACACAGAGCACCGAGUGCCUCCCAAAAGCAUCUGUUCCUGACUUGGAUACUGGAAAUGCUGGUACUCUGGAUGCUCCUGGAGAAGCAGGGAGCAAAGUGGAGAUGGUGUUUUGGCUACUUUCCAUGCUGGCCUCCAGAGAUCGGGAGGAAAUGUCCCGUACCCUUCUGGCAAUGUCAAGCUCACAGGAAAGCUGCAUUGCUAUGCGCAAGUCUGGCUGUGUCCCGCUGCUUGUACAAAUACUACACGAGGGGGGCACCGGGGAGGCAGCUGGGACAGGAUGCUACAGUCGAGAAGCCCGUUCCAGAGCCAGUGCUGCACUGCACAACAUCGUGUAUUCACAGCCAGAUGAGGGUCAAGCACGACGUGAGAUGAGAGUUCUCCAUGUGCUGGAGCAGAUUCGCUCCCACUGCGAAAAUGGAUGGGACUGGAUUGAGAACCAUUUAAGUACCCCUUCACCCGGUGGUAGCAAAACCACAGAAAUCCCUGAGCCAGUGGAUCCCCAGAUAUGCCAGGCCUUGUGUGCAAUAAUGAAGUUAUCUUUCGAGGAAGAGUAUCGCAGGGCAAUGAAUGAACUAGGGGGCCUCCAAGCUAUAGCGGAGCUAAUGCAGCUGGACCAAGAACUGUAUGGCAUGCACAAUGAGCCAAUCAAUAUGGCUCUCCGGCGUUACGCAGGAAUGGCGGUCACUAAUCUUACAUAUGGAGAUGUUGUAAAUAAGGCUACACUUUGCUCAAAGAAAAAUUGUCUUCAAGCCAUCGUUGCACAGCUAGCAUCAGAUAGCGAGGAAUUACAGCAGGUUGUGUCAAGUAUACUAAGAAACCUGUCAUGGCGUGCUGAUAUCAAUAGUAAGAGGGCUUUGAGGGAUGUCGGCAGUGUAUCAGGACUUAUGACUUGUGCAUUGCAGGCUACAAAGGAAUCCACAUUAAAGAGUGUGUUAAGUGCACUGUGGAAUUUGUCAGCGCACAGCACUGAGAAUAAGGUGGCAAUUUGCUCUGUUGAUGGUGCUCUUGGCUUUUUGGUUAGCACUUUGACUUACCGAUGCCAAACCAACUCACUGGCCAUUAUUGAGAGCGGUGGAGGCAUUCUGCGCAAUGUGUCCAGCCUCAUCGCCACCCGAGAUGAUUACAGGCAAAUCCUCAGGGAUCAUAACUGCCUUCAGACUCUGCUACAGCAUUUGCGAUCUCACAGUUUGACUAUUGUGAGUAAUGCGUGUGGAACCCUCUGGAACCUGUCUGCACGAAGUCCAAAAGACCAGGAAUUGCUGUGGGAUCUGGGAGCUGUAAGCAUGCUACGCAAUCUCAUCAACUCAAAGCACAAAAUGAUAGCCAUGGGAAGUGCUGCAGCUCUGCGAAACCUCCUCACAAAUCGUCCACUCAAAUAUAAAGAUGCAGCUGUUAUAUCCCCGGGAUCAUGCAUGCCGUCCCUCUAUAUGAGGAAGCAGAAAGCAUUAGAGGCUGAGUUGGAUGCAAAGCAUCUAGCAGAAACAUUUGACACACUUGAGAAGCAAAGUUUCAAGCAUGCCAAUAUAAACAAGCCAUUGAGGCAUAUUGAGAGCCUAGCAAAGGACUAUGCUUCAGAUUCAGGCUGUUUUGAUGAUGAUGAAGCACCUAAUGUAUCCACCAGCCUGGACACUGGGACAUUUUCCAUGCUCUCCAUGUUCUUGAACAAUUCUAACUUCCUUAAUACGCAGCUUCGUAAGCGCGAGGGGGAGCCCGAGCAAGACAUUGAAACCUUUCAAACAGACAUUAAAAGAUCACAACCUCCUGACGACGAAGUGACUGUGGCAGCUGAAAAAUUGGCCAAGAAGAUCACCAACACAGUGGCUAAAAUUGACAAACUGGUAGAUGACAUUACCAUGCAUACAUCAUCAGAGGACAGCUUCAGUCUCAGUUCAGAAGAUCAUUUUUUGGAUUGGAAUUACGGGCCAGAUGAGCUUCAUGAAGCGAGAGCCAUUUCAUGCUCCCCAUGUCCUCUCUCAGAUAGCAGCACUUUUUCUCCUAAAGAGCGUCUCAGCAGAGCACAUGCCUUUAUGCGUCUUAAAACAACAAACUCAAGCUUAUCCAAUGACAGCCUUAACAGUGGUAGCAUCAGUGAUGGCUAUUGUGGCAGUCAAGACCAGACUCAUCCCUCUGCCAGACCAACAGAACAACGACGUCCAAAUAAGCUUGACCUUAAGGUAGCUCAUGAGGAACCACUGACUAGUGGUGUACAUAUUUCAAGAGUCUUGUGUCAAAAUGAAAUACCUGAAAGAGAUUUCGAGGCAAACAAAGAUGCUAUUUUGCCUGAUUCAGGAUCCACAGAUACAGAGAAAAGCCAAGAGCCAUUUAUAUCAACCCCUGCAACUGUUUCAACAAAGGUUUCUUCAGAAACUAGCAUACCAACUGUCAAGUUGUCUCCCUCCUAUCAGCAUGUUCCACUGAUCCAGAGUGUUGCCAAGUUUGGUGUUGCAAAGACUGCAAUUAAUGUUCAGGCAGCUCAAGCAAUGCGCAGGCAAGCUUGGGUUCCAGCAGUUAUGACUGGUGGAAGCAUUAGCAAGUUUUCCCCAAUAUGUUCUGCAAGAAGUCCCACAAUAGGACAGCUGGAAACUCCUCAGAAGUAUUCUGUAGAGAACACUCCAAUAUGCUUCUCUCGUUGCAGUUCUCUGUCCUCUUUGUCCUCUGGGGAUGGAGCUCUUGAUGGACAAAGUCAAACUGAAAAUGAGCUAGAAAGUGACUCCUCAUUGGAAAUCAUAGAGGUAGAAGACGUGAAUGUUGAGAGAAAAGAUGAAGAGGAUGAGAACGAGACACUUGAUGACUUGAGUGACAGUCAGUUAUUAGUAACUGAUCAGAAAAUCAGUAGCUCUGACCCAAUUGAGAUCUCUGGUACAAUCAAAAAUGAGAAGAGGUUCCUUAGAGGAGUGUCCCCAGUAAUACUUGAGGACAGGACGCCAUCCAGUUCUUCGGACAACUACAUUCACGAAACACCUCUUGUAAUGAGUCGCUGUAGUUCAGUGAGCUCACUUGGCAGCUUUGAAUCUCCUUCAAUUGCCAGCUCUAUUCAGAGUGAUCCAUGUAGUGAAAUGAUAAGUGGAACUGUAAGCCCCAGUGACCUACCAGACAGCCCGGGACAAACAAUGCCUCCUAGUCGCAGUAAAACUCCAUGCUGUCCAGAGUCAGGUGGAGCAGAUGCUCAGAAUCUUAGUGGUGUAGGAAGCCAAUGGGAGAGUAGUUUGCGCAAGUUUAUGGAAAUUGCAGACUUUAAAGAAAGGUUUAACCUACCUCAGGAUUUGGACACAAUGAUCUAUUUCACUGUGGAAAAGCCGAUUGAGAAUUUCUCGUGUGCCUCAAGUCUGAGUGCCCUUCCACUGCAUGAACACUAUGUUCAGAAAGAUGUGGAGCUCAAACUUACCCCUUUGCUAAACCAACAAGACAAUGAUCCAGAGGAGUCUGAAAAAGAAGAGGAUAUGGAAGACCAAUAUAGUGAAGGCAACUCAGAUGAUGACAUUGAAAUUCUCAAAGAGUGCAUUAAUUCCGCCAUGCCUUCCAGGUUUAAGAAGGUAAGGUCCACUGUGAUACCCAGUCUCUCAAACCAAGUAAUCAACAUGCAGGCUCGAAAAUCUGUGCCAGUUUAUAUGGUGCUGCAGAACAAAAACAAUCAAAUGUGUACUGGACAAAAGCUUGGAAUGUCUUCGAAAGAAAUCUAUCAUGAUGAUUCCUCUUACACAGACUCUGCCGAAGGUACACCCAUCAAUUUCUCAAGCACCACUUCCUUGAGUGAUGAAACUCUUCAAUAUCCAGCCAGAACUAAAGGCAUGAAAGACUGGCGAAGAAACAAAGAGACACAAGAGCUUGUUGAUAUCGAGGCAAAGAGAAUUGAAGACCUACGCAUGUUCUCUCGCUUCCACAAACCAACUAAAAUAGCAUGUCAGUCUCACCUAGUCACGAAUCAACUGAACAAAACGAUCAGAAGAAUGGUUCCCACUCAGAGAUUACUAAUACAAAGUAAAGAGAUGGCAGCAAAAAUGACCCAGCAACGAAUUCAAAGCCAGUCUCCAGUUAGACAAAUUCAAAAGCAAGGACAGAAUCUGUCAAGAAGCAUGCCACAGUUGGAUUUUCCCAUGAGAAAACAAAGCACUGAGGUGUACCAAAAUCAGAAAACCUGCUAUCUAAGUCAUGUGCAGGAAAACACUCUAUCCCUAAAGUCGAGGCGUCAUCCAUCAUCUACAGAAGGCAUUUGUCAUAAAAUGGAAAGGCAUGAUGGACAGAUGAAUAGGACUGGACGGAAACAACAAUAUGAUUCAAGCAAUAUAAUACGUAAUGCUAACAUACAAGAUCAAGUCAACAGUUAUCAGUCCCGCCAAAAUGGUUUUCACAGAAUCAAACAAAAUCUAAUUUUAGAAGAAGCACCUCCAUGCUACUCUUUGAGUUCCUCUCUUAGUUCUUUAAGUGAUGCUGAAUUUGAGGAACAUGAAAAUCCUCAACAUACGUGGAUAAAGAAUAGACAUAACAUAAUGUCCAACCUUCAGUGCCAUCCAAAGUCACAGAAAGACCUCAACCAGUUUGAAGAGAACAGCUCGCCUAGUUCAGUCAGCAUGGAUUCAGAAGAUGAUCUUUUGAUAAAAUGCAUAACAUCUGCUAUGCCACAACACAAGAAAAGGCAAGCUGCCCGAAAACGAAAAGCUGAGAAAAAGCACAAACAAAAAGCUACUCUUCAGAAAGCAGCAGAGGACAGGGGUCUUGAUAAUGACCUAGAUAGUGAUGAAAUGGCAUCAGACAAGGACUCUGAUCUCAAUAGUGUUGAAUGGAGAGCAAUACAAGAAGGAGCGAAUACAAUCAUAACCAAGUUACAAGCUUCAAAGUCCCAGGAACCCUCAUCAGAGUCUGAGUCAGUUUUGUCAUUUAUGUCUGGCUCAAGCUUUACUCCUAAAGAGAAGAAAGUAUACAAAGAUGACAAAAAGGCUAAUAAACCGCUUGAUUUUGCCCCUCGUAAACCUGUACCAAACUUCCCUGUGGUCUUCAGGGGUAGAACAGUGAUAUACACACCCAAAAAGGAGACAACACUCUCUCAGAGACCACCACCUAAAAAGGUGUCACCGAAAGCAGAUGCCCCUAAAAAUCCAAAUCUAGCUCAACAUAGGUCAAGAAGCCUUCACAGACUGGGCCAACCCAUGGAGUCCACUCAAUUGUCUUUGCCCAAAAGAAGCUCAACGCCACCUGCCAGGAUACCGAAGAGCUCAUCAUCAGGAUCAUCACAAAGCUCAACACCAUCCAGGCAACCUCAGAAAAAAGUAACCUCCCAGCCUCCCAUAAAAGGAACAGAGAAGGUGGCAUCAGCACCAUCCAGCCCGCCAGACAGAAGAGGAAGAAAUUCAAACAUUGAUCAAAACUCUAAAUCCCCUAUAGACAGGAAAACACAGAAAUCUCCUGUCAGAAUACCAUUCAUGCAGAAUCCAUCAAGGCAAACCAGAAACAUUUCACCUUUAGUAACCAACCAGCCCACUAGCAUCAGCAGACAAAAUACGCAGAUAAUUGUCUAUAGACCUUGGAGACAGGAUUACUUGAGGCUGUAA